AUUGACGAUAACAUUUGACAAUGUAAACUCUAAUAUCUGGUAAGAGGCUAAGAGCGCUCGCCUCCGGCUGCUAUAGCUACUGAACAGAAGGCAGAACAAUGUGGUAAACCAAGUAAGGGCAAGGUAGGCAGGCCCGCCCGACUAUAUAGCUAAUAUUCUAUGCCUAUUUGGCAUCUACGCGUUUGCGGUGGUAUGCAGCAAAAUAGUGAUUAGAAGGCUGUGUCCCGGCAAUGGCCCGAGUGAGUUUUUAGAGGACUGGAAACUGCACUAGUCAUCAUUAAAAAAUCAAUGAAGACACCAAUGGAUAAGAUAGUCUCGAAAACAUAGUCUUUUACAGUAUGUAGUAUCAAGAGUAGACAGCUGCUGUAUAUCUAUCAUUAUAGCACCAGACUCGGAGCACUUAAAUCGGAUAAGUGUAACUGCAUAGAUACUAUCUAUGGUGACUGUGACUUUGUGUGACUCGUGAAAAGAUAAGAGGAGAGUAAUCUCAGAGUAUGGUUUGGCGCUGCCGCGCUGGCUGGCUAGCCAUAGAUAUACUACCCGUUUACGGGUAGUAUAUCUAUGGCUAGCCAAAUCCGGACCUCAGUAAACUUCAAGAUAUUAUCAUCAUCAUCGACCACACCCACUCCUAUCUUUAGCUUUCGAGGUCUUGCUUCUCUUAGGACGCCAAUGGCAGGAGCCUUUUCUACCUCAUUCGUCUUCUUGGGGGUAAUAAUCUUAUCCUCUGCAAACGUAUCCUUAGCCUUAGGACUUAAAACUAAAUUGGCCUUACACAGCAGUGUCACUUUUAAUCAAAGUUCAUCAUGUCCAAGUCAUCGGCCUCAUGUUACUCUCAUUGUCAACUCGACAAUUAUAAACGAUAAUAUAAAGAAAAUCCAUUCAUUAACAACUAAUGUUAAUGUCACUGAUUGCUGUCCAUCUUAUGCGUUUGCGGAAGUCACAGUUCCUGGCAUUCCUUCAAAUAAUAAGCUUGUGAUUGCUAUCGUAUUUUUAUGUGGUAACAAUAUCAGUGCUGAAAUAUCAUCGAGCUGGCAGAUAUUUGUGCAAGGAAUAACACCAGCUCGGGAUGUACGAUACAACAAUGGAUUAUUAUUGUGGUCUGAUCCUUAUUUUCAUUCGGAUGUACCACAACCAUCUGUCUAUACUUACACUAUAAUGGUGGAUGGUAUUGUUAUAUAUUAUAACAUUACUGCCACUAGUGUAUGGUUAAAUGUAUCUUAUUGUUUGAUGGAGUUUAAUGUCAGCAUUGAAACUUUUCUUUAUAAAUAUCAGUCAACAGAGAAUAUAACCAUCCAAAAUAAUAAUUAUACAGUCGAAUUAGUUGAUGCCACUUAUAUUCCAAUGAAAAGAACAAUUGAUGCUAAUAUUACUUUUAAGGUUGAAAGUGACUAUCAAGUUUGCAGAUUCAGAUAUUUCACCUAUAUAAUUUUUCAAAAUGGGACUGUAUGGACAUAUGCUACACAAUCACCACCAUUACCAAAUAAAAAAGUAGUCAUCAUAUCUGAAAUGGUUGGAUUGGAUCCUGAAAUUAUCAUGAUCAACGUGACUUUCAAUGUCACUAAAGAGGUUCUUACUAUUCCAAUAGAUCCAAGUAAUGUAUAUGAUGUUACAUCUUCACAAGCUGUCAAAACUCAUUCCUCAUCCUUCCCAGGCUUCCCCUCCACUGCCUUAUCUCCUAGCAGCUCAACUUCUGGCAGACAAAGUAGUGAAACUUUUUCAACUUCCUCAUCUAUUAGCGUAUCUGUAUCUCCUACAGGCUCACCUGAAAAAGGGAAUCUUGUUACGCUUGUAGUAGUUUCUUGUGUCAUUGUUGCAUUCAUAGCACUAAUAUUAUGUAUUUUAAGCAGCUGUGGUUACCUGAUUUACCAACGUACACGUAGAUGUCGUGAGGAAAGGAAUGAAGUUUCCCUUUCUGAUGACAGGAAUCGUGUAGUAGCUGAAUUAUCAAGAGUGAAUCCCAAUUCCACGGUGUUAGAACGUUGUGGCGGGGGUCCAGAUUCAAGUGAGCUUUCUAUGGACGUACAAGGUGCUAGCAAUACUGAUGUCAUUGAGAGCGCAAAACAAGUACCUGUUGUACCCAAUCCUCCCCUUACUGAUUCUGAUGAAAGAUUAUCAAAAGAAACAGAUUUAAAGCAUCCUUCACCUCUCCCAUCUUCUGACCAUAAUGAACCUUGCUAUGCAACAUCAACUUCAUCAAAGAUAGCAUCUACCAGAAGUGCAGAGGCUAUGAACAAUGAAAACAUUGCUAUUGAUGGCUCAAUAAAAGCAUCACUUAACUAAUUGAUGCAAUUAAUUAUAACAAUUAUUAUUAAUCAUAUUCAUAAAUGUGUAGAGAUGUUUAUUUUUCUUCUUUUAUUAGUGAAUGUGUAUUGUAAACUAGAAAGUGUAAUCCACAUUAUAAACAUUCAUUGCAUUCUAUAUAAUACACUAAUUGUUUUGUUUAAUUGUUUAUCAGCUAAAUAUA
This is a messenger RNA of Amphimedon queenslandica, 2464 nucleotides long. RefSeq lists its product as uncharacterized. The record is from RefSeq and is a predicted model, not a curated record. NCBI's taxonomy places the organism in Eukaryota, Metazoa, Porifera, Demospongiae, Haplosclerida, Niphatidae. The transcript has 14 exons. The coding region runs from base 562 to 2280 and encodes 572 amino acids.